AUGGUUUCAAGUGAAGCUACGAGAAAGGCAUUAGAAGCUCUCACACUUCUUCACCAUCCCUCACUCACUCAAUCUCUCAAAGCCUUCGCAUCCCUUUCCCAACUCAAACAAGCCCAUGCCCAUCUCAUCAUCGCCGGUCUUACACCGAAUCUCUUCACAACCACUCGCCUUCUCGCCUGCGCAGCCCUCUCCCCAUCAGCUCACAAACUCUCUUACGCCGCCGCAAUCUUCCAGCACUUCCCCAAACCCUCCUUCUUCAUGUACAACACCAUGCUUCGCGCCUUCUCUCAACACCCGAAUUGGUACAAUGUUUGCUUUCAGUAUUACAAGCGUUUGUUAUUUAACGGGCUUUUCCCUGAUAAGUUUACUUUACCUUUUGUUGUUCGCGCGUGUUGGCUGUCUUGUAUGCGGGGUCUUGGACAACAGCUGCAUAGUCAUGUUUUGAAAUUUGGGUUGGGUUGUGAUGUGUUUGUUGUGAAUCAUGUUUUGAAUAUGUACUUGGGGUUUGGCGAAUUGGAUUACGCGCGUAAGGUGUUUGAAGAAAGUUUGGGGAUUGUUGAUGUUGUGUCGUGGACGAGUUUGAUUAGUGGGUGCUGGAAUUUGGGGGAGAUUGAGUUGGCGAGAUGGUACUUUGAUGUUAUGCCUUGUAAGAAUGUUGUUUCGUGGAACGUGAUGAUCACUGGGUUGGCGAGAGUUGGGAAAGUCGAUGAAGCGCGGAAGGUGUUUGAUGAAAUGCCUGAGCGGGAUGUGGCGUCAUGGAGUGCGAUGGUUUCUGGGUACUCACAAUGUAGGAUGGGCGUGGAGGCGUUGAGGGUUUUUAGGGAUAUGGUUGAGGCCAUGGUGGUUCCUAAUUUGCCUGCUUUGGUUAGUGCUGUUUCGGCGUGUGCACAGUUGAGAGCAUUGGAUGAAGGUGUUUGUCUGCAUGAAUAUCUGGUUGAAAACAAGUUUGAGAUUGAUGUGACUUUGGGCACAGCUCUUUUGGACAUGUAUGGGAAGUGUGGAUGCAUUGAGAGAGCUGUUAAAGUCUUCUAUUCUAUGCUUGAGAAGAACGUGCUUUCGUGGAAUUCAAUGAUUGCUGGUUUGUCAAUGAAUGGGUUCGGAAGGGUAGGGUUGUCUUUAUUUUGGAAAAUGCAACUAUUUGGCCUGAAACCUAAUGAUUUAACAUUCAUUGCAUUGUUUGGUGGGUGUAGUCACUCGGGGUUGGUCAAUGAGGGACUUCGGCUUUUUGAUCUCAUGACCCAAAAACAUCAGAUUAAACCUCAAAGAGAACACUAUGGUUGUGUGGUUGAUCUUCUUGGCCGAGCGGGCAUGAUUGAAGAAGCAUUGAAAUUUGUUGAAGGGAUGCCAGUUGAGCCUCAUCCUGAGUUGUGGGGUGCCCUUGUUGGUGCAUGUAGCAUUCAUGGGGAUACUGAGCUUGGCCAAAAAUUGGGGAAACACCUCAUCGAAUUGGACCCUCAGCACUGUGGGAGAUAUGCUAUAUUAUCUAAUCUAUUUGCAUCUGCCAGAAGAUGGGACGAUGUGGAAAUGGUGAGAAAGUUGCUGAAAGAUAGAAAGGUGUUAAAGUCCCCAGGCAACAGUGUUGUUGAAUCAUAA
Messenger RNA from Pistacia vera, 1593 nucleotides. Its product is annotated as pentatricopeptide repeat-containing protein At4g18840-like. Gene Ontology annotation, molecular function: protein binding; RNA binding. Gene Ontology annotation, biological process: RNA modification. NCBI's taxonomy places the organism in Eukaryota, Viridiplantae, Streptophyta, Magnoliopsida, Sapindales, Anacardiaceae. The transcript has a single exon. The record is from RefSeq and is a predicted model, not a curated record. The coding region runs from base 1 to 1593 and encodes 530 amino acids.